Phlebotomus argentipes is the source of this 711-nucleotide messenger RNA. RefSeq lists its product as uncharacterized. Bases 94 to 618 code for a protein of 174 amino acids. The record is from RefSeq and is a predicted model, not a curated record. Lineage: Eukaryota; Metazoa; Arthropoda; Insecta; Diptera; Psychodidae. The transcript is spliced from 5 exons.
ACUUUCAACAGGUUACCGCAACGGUAGGAAAAGUGCGUGCUUUCCAAAGAGUGUGUAAAAAUCAGCCAGAAAUUGUGAAAAUUUAUGUGAAAAAUGUCCCUUUACUGUGUUGUUCUCCUAGCUCUUCUCUCUGCUUCCGGCGUCGCGCGCGCCUCCGCCGACCCAGAACUCGCGCUCUACGAUGACAUGGACGCGAGCGCCGAGGCGCUGGGCAAUUUCCUGGACGUCCGCGACACGGGCGAGAAGCGGAGCACCCUGCGGGCCUCGAUGGCGCGCCGUUCGCAGAAGAGCAGCAAGGAGGAGCAAUUUAUUCCCUCAAUAAGUGUCGGCGCCCUGACCAACUUGCGCGGCUUCUUUGACAACCUCAAGUACAAUCUGGAGAGCCUCGAGUCCAAGUCGCUGACGCCCAACCAAGUGCGAUUCCUCACCUCGUCCAACACGCCGCCGGAGAACUUCAAAUACGAAUACGUGGACGAGAGCCAAGUGAAGCCCAGCGGAACCGCAGCUUUCCUCCACGCUAUCAGGCAGUACCGGCCCUCCAACCGCGUGCGCGCCCUGGUGCCCAUGCACUCGGACACCUAUCGCAAUCCUGGCCUCUACUACGCCGGCCGGAAGUGAGCGCUGCCGCAGAGCUAGUCGUUGUGUUGUUUUUCCGACUCAUGCAAUAAUUUUCCUCCACACCUGUAAAGCUGUACUUUGCGGAUAAUGCGA